Hyaena hyaena (striped hyena) is the source of this 1423-nucleotide messenger RNA. RefSeq names its product zinc finger protein 30-like. Bases 240 to 1148 code for a protein of 302 amino acids. Gene Ontology annotation, biological process: regulation of transcription by RNA polymerase II. The record is from RefSeq and is a predicted model, not a curated record. The transcript is spliced from 3 exons. Gene Ontology annotation, molecular function: DNA-binding transcription factor activity; RNA polymerase II cis-regulatory region sequence-specific DNA binding. Lineage: Eukaryota; Metazoa; Chordata; Mammalia; Carnivora; Hyaenidae.
UUUCUUGUUUGGUUUACUCAUGGCGUACAGACUUUUUUCCCUUUUUCUUAUUGUCUCUUAUGCAGCCCGUGAUGAUGGUGAUGGUGGUGGUGGGAAGAGCAGAAGCAACUGCAGUAAAGUAACACUAAGUCCACACUCAAUGGCUGACACUCUUCCAGACGAUUUACAUGUAGUACCUUAUUGAUCCUCACAGCAACACUAUUUUUCAGUUGGAGGAUGAGACAAUCAGCAAUACAGAAAUGCCCACUGUUGAGAAACAUAUGUCUUUUGCUUUACAUCAGAGAAUUCGUAAUAGAGAGCAAUCUUAUGAAUAUCAGGAAUGUGGGAAGACUUUCUGUCAAUACACAAACCCUGUUCAAUGUGAGAGAACACAUGCUAGUGAAAAACCAUACAAAUAUAAAGAAUGUGGGAAGAAUUUUAGUAAUGGACAUCAGCUCACUGUACAUCCGAGAUUUCAUGUUGGUGAGAAACCUUAUAAAUGUAAGGAAUGUGGGAAGUCCUUUACUACCUUUUUGUACCUUGUUCAACAUCUGAGAACUCACACUGUUAGGAAACUCUAUGAAUGUAAAGAAUGUGGGAAGGCUUUUAUUAGAGGCUCAGCAUUUGUUAAACUUAGGAGAAUUCAUACUGGUGAGAAACCAUAUGAAUGUAAGGAAUGUGGGAAGACCUUUGGUAGUAGCCAUCAAUUUAGUGUACAUCAGAGUGGUCAUACUGGUAAGAAACCUUGUAAAUGUGGGGAAUGUGGAAAAGCUUUUAAUAGUAGCUCAUACCUUGUUCACCAUCAAAGAAUCCAUAGCGGUGAGAAACCCUGGGAAUGUGAGGAAUGUGGGAAAGCUUUCAUAGUGUAUGGAAAAGAACUUCGGCAUCAGAGUAUCCAUACUGGUGAAAAACCUUUUGUGUGUAAAGAAUGUGAGAAGGCCUUUAGUACCUUCUCAUACCUCACUCAACAUCAGCGAAUUCAUACUGGUGAAAAGCCCUAUGAAUGUAAAGAAUGUGGGAAGGCCUUUAGUAGUAGCUCACCACUUGUUAAACAUCAGAGAAUUCAUACUGGAGUAAAGCCCUAUGAAUGCAAGGAGUGUGGGAAGGCCUUUCGUCGUGCCUCAUACCUUGUUCAACAUGAAAGACUUCAUCCAGGUGAGAAACCCUAGGAGUGUAAGGAGUGUGGAAAGGCCUUUAGUACUGGCUCCUACCUUGUUCAAAUCAGAGGAUUCACACUGGUGAGAAACCCUAUGAAUGUAAGGAAUGUGGAAAGGCUUUUUAUUGGUCGCCAUCAACUUACUGUACAUCAAAAGGUUCAUACUGAUGAGAAACCCUACGAAUGUAAGGAAUGUGGAAGGACUUUUAAAGUACAUGUACAUCUUAACACAACAUCAGAAAACUCAUGUUGAUGUGAAACCCUAUAAAUGUAAGGAAUGUGGAAAAA